GCUAAAGGGCUGACAGCCUGGUCUGUCAACUAACAGACUUUCUUCUUUGGAGAGAGGUUGAGAAGUGGGAGAAGUCAUGUAGCAAUCCUUUGGGAUACAUUGGUGACUUUAAGGUAAGUUUGCAUUUGACACACAUGGUCGGUCUGAUCGGUGUUAUAGCUUCAGAGGGCCUGGGUUUGGUACUGAAGUAUUUUUUUAGUACAUUUCCAUUAAAAGCUCACAGGGUACAUCUUACAACAAGGUGUGCUAUGCAAUAUAUCACAAAUCCUGAUAAAAAAUCUACUAUAUAAGUGUAUUUUGGUUUGUUUCAGGCACCAAAUUCUGGUCCUAGAACUAAGAAAUGAGAGUGCAAAUCUACAAGAACCGCAAGCCCCAAAAGAAAGACGUAUAAAUUCGUGACUUAAAAUCAUAAUGAUACUGUGUGAAUUUUAGGAAUCUAUGAAUGUAAUGCUUCCCAAAAAAGCCUAUCUGAUCCUAAGGUCAUAUCUCUGUUUUUUCUGCUUCCCUGCUGACACUGCGAGCGAUACCUGGAGGAACAUGGGACCAGUGAGCUAGCAGAGAAGUGCUCUUGCACCUUGGUCACUGUCUGUGCCAGUGUCAGCUUUGGACACAGAUGGCUGCUACCUGAAACGAGCAGAUCUUCUGAGAGAGCCCGGGACGCAGUGGCAUCACUCAGAAGUUCUAUGCUGAUGGCCCUGGAUGUGGCAAAGUCGCUCUCUGAAGCCUCGCUGAGCCAGAAGGCCAAAUGUUACAGAAGGUGGGACUGCAUGGACAGACAGACGGACUGCCCAGAAUUGGCCAGCAACGUGCACCAGUUUUUGGGUGCAGAGGAAGCCAAAGCCACCCUGAACGACACGGAGAGCCUGGCAAUGAGUGGACGUGGUGGUUUGGCCACCGGUGUUACAGCACUCACAUCCAGAUUGCCUGGAACGAAAGCAAACCGCCUGGAGAGACGGCCGCUGACCUACGGAGCUGACCACAGUGGUGAUUCAUCUCGUCUUGGCCACUGGUCCUUCCUGGAACAGCAGCAGAACUCCACAGAGGAAAAUGGCACUGCCAGCAUCCAUCACAUCGCUUCCAGGCACUGGAGCCAGGCACCUUGGUCCCCGUCCUCCAGCCCCCCGGAGUCCUUGCCUCAGCAAACCCUGCCCAGCCCCAAGAGCCCCAGGCAGAGCCGCUCCAGAUCAAGCUUCUCCACUCUCUCUUUAGAGGAAAACAGCAUCUCUGAGCAGCAGGAAGGGAGGCGGUCCCAGAGCUCACCAGCCAGCCUGGACACACCUACUGCAGCCGCCUGGGAGCUGUGCCACCAGCAGGGUGUGACAGGAGGUAGGACAACGGGAGGUAGGACAACGGGAGGUAGGACAACAGGAGGUAGGACACUGCAGGCACGCAAGGCCCUCAGCCCCCUGCUGCGUGACUGUGCCGCCAUGGAGCGUGUCAGGAAGAUGUCCUCCUAUCAGGCUGAUUACUGGGCAUGCGCCAUACCUGAUUCAUUACCCCCAUCCCCGGAUCGUCAGUCUCCCCACUGGAACCCCAAUAAAGAGUAUGAAGACUUGCUGGACUAUACAUACCCGCUGAAGCCAAAGUACAAGCUUGGGAACGUGCCGGAGCCUCUAUUCCAUGACUCAGGAGUAGAUCUGGACAGCUUCUCUCUGUCUCCUGAGGGCACUUUCAGAUCCACCAGCAUCUAUGGCCUACGUUGGCAGGAUCAGGGAAGGAGAGAGAAUCGGCAUCAGGGGGCUGUGGCUUCCACAAGGAGACACUCCACACCAGUGGCUGGAAAAGCAGGCAGUGCGGGAGCUUUCUCUCACUACGAACCUUCUCCCAUUGCAAAAGCAUCCUUGGCAAGGAGCGCUUCCUCUGCUGGCACAGCAGGUCCUGCUGGAGGUUUUGCUAAGGGUUUAACGUUAUCCAGGUUAGCCAGACUGAGUUCAUUUGAUUGCCCUGAUGUGGAUGGGGGAAGCUGGUGUACCAGGAAUCCCUUUUCCAGUCACAAAGGAAAGGUGAAAAGCGCUGAGAGGUUUCUGCCUACAACACAAGUACUCCCCUUGACAAGGGAGUGGGACGGUGAUGAAGAAUUCCUUUCCCUGCCUCCCCGGCUCCGGGAGCUGGAAACGUUGUCUCAGAUUUUGUCUGAUCUUUCCUUAACUAUAAGGACACCCAGGCAAAGCCACUGGGACCUUCCACCUUGCAGCAAUGGCCCAGAGACCCUCUCGUCUGAAUGGGCUCCUUUUGGAGAAGUGGGCAGCAGGGACCUAAGGGAGAGAACUGAAGGCCCUGCUGGGCUAUGUCACCCCUACGGCUGGGACAGUGCUCAGCCAAGCAGCAGAAUCAACAGAGACCCUCUGCACAGACCGCAUCUCCCUGCCAGCAGCAGGGCUGUCCUGGAGGGGACACGCCUGAGCAGGCUGCACGCUGCAGGCUGUCCCACAGAGGGGGACCAGUGGAGUGAGUCCCUUGCCCAGUGCGUUAAGGUGUUUUGCCACCAGCUGGAGGAGCUCAUCUGUUGGCUGUAUGAUGUGGCGGACACGGCGGACGGUUGGGUGCCCCCUAUGCCUGAUGCUGCCAGCGUGAGGGCGGCGCUGCACCGUUACGUGGAGUUCAGGAAGGAUGUGGCCGACCACCGGAGCCUGACAGAGAGCGUGCUGCAGCGUGGAGCUGCUCUGCUUGAGUGCAUGGCCUCCAAUUCGCCAGCCUUAAAGGACACACUGGGUUUGAUUGAGAAGCAGUCAGAGGAGCUGGAGAACCACGCAGAGCGCCUGUACCAGUCGGUCCUGGCUGCUGUGGGUCCCGUGCAGGGGGAGAGCAGCAGCAGUGCGCAGCAGGCAGCAGCUCAGGCACCAGAGGCCCAGUGGUCGAGCAGGGUGCUGCCUCCAUCAGAGCUGAGCUUCGUCAGCCAGGCUCAGGAGGGCUGAGCAGUGACUGCAUGCACAGCUCUGCAGGGAUGCCACUGCUGUGUUGGACCAUUCGGUUUGGUUUUUACUGUAGCCACAGAAGGGCAAGCUGUGCAGCUCCUGGUAUUGCUGUUAUUGCUAAGCUGGGAGCUCUACGAGUGAGGAAUGUACAGCUCUCCACCUCCUUCUUUGUUUUAUUGGAAUGUAGCUUACUCUUUUAUUGCAGUGCUCUGUCCCACGGGGCAGGAGCACAUUUUUUUAUCUCAGUAAUCCAUAGUGUGCAGUGCAACUCACACCUAAGUAAAGCUGUGUGAUUCUAA
Molecule: messenger RNA, 3214 nt
Organism: Lagopus muta (rock ptarmigan)
Lineage: Eukaryota; Metazoa; Chordata; Aves; Galliformes; Phasianidae
Gene: CEP68
Product: centrosomal protein 68
Exons: 7
Coding region: 684-2915 (743 amino acids)
Source: RefSeq, a predicted model, not a curated record